Messenger RNA from Anopheles darlingi, 2285 nucleotides. RefSeq lists its product as uncharacterized. Bases 1153 to 1938 code for a protein of 261 amino acids. The transcript is spliced from 3 exons. NCBI's taxonomy places the organism in Eukaryota, Metazoa, Arthropoda, Insecta, Diptera, Culicidae. The record is from RefSeq and is a predicted model, not a curated record.
AACAAUUCGUGCGAGAGUCUCCGUCGUCGUCGUCGUCAUCAGUUCGUGGCGCGUGUUUUCAACCGCUAAAAACGUGGAUGUGUGUUGAUGAUGAUACGAGGAUGAUACGACGAUGAAGUGAGUUCGCUGUGUUGUGCUCUUCUUAACUAGCCGUCCGGCCUUUCGUUAAACGUUGUGGGUAACAGUGAUAAUGAUGGUGUUGUGAUGCGCGCAGCCCGAUGUGUGAAAUGUGAUAGCUCAAGGGCGCUUCUCUCGGUGCGUGAAAUCUAUCUUCACAUGAAACGGCUUGUGUCCGCUUAAAAGGCGACGAAGGGAACCUUCAAAACGCGUGGAGGCUUUGACUGGAGGAAUGGAAUGUUUUUAAUCCAAAACCAGUGAGUAAGUUAAUGCGAAUCUUGUGAGACCUGUGGAAGGAGACCUUUUCACAAAAGCGGGUCAGCGAACACGAACAUCCGUCCGUUCAUGCCGUCGCCCUCCGGCAGCCCUUCCACGACUGUUAGUGAUUAAUGAGCUGAGCAAGUACAGAACGUUUCAGUUAGUCUCGGUCGUGUCGCACAUAAUUCGAUGGCCUGCUCCUAGGACCUGCUAGGGAGUAACUCUGGGAAAAGCCUUUUCCCUUCGAAAACGACGAACUACCACCGGAAGCGGCACCGAGGGUUUUGGUACCUUAGAUACGUGCGACCGAUAAAGCUCCGGUCCACCGGACGACGAACGCGAUUGUGAAAGGUGGUAGGACGAGUGACACACGAGGACCACGAAGGAAGGACCACCUGACCAUCAUUAUUGUGGUUGUGGUUGGUGUGUAAAUUCAGGUCAGCAAAGGAUGAGGACCUAGGCGAACCUAGGGCCAGUGACUGUACCGAACUCGCUGGCCACUGUUGCUGCUGCUGCUGUUGCUGCUGCUGCUGAUUGACAAUCAUUAAAUUACGGACGUCGACGGACACAUCGUCAGUCUGGUGGUGCGCGCACUCGGUAGUAACAAGCCGGUUGGUGCCGAAGGUUGGAUUUACCCCGUACGAGCAGCAGUUCCGCAGUCCGGUCGACCGAGCGAAAACAGCCUUAGUACCAUAGCAACCAUCUAACCAUCAAGGAGCUGCUGGCAGGUCUUGAUCACGUGGGCCUACUCACAGGAACAGCAGCGUACGCCUCGCCAUGAUCAUCUUCCUCUAUCUGAUACUAGUGCUGGCCUGGGCGCUGCUAAUCAUUAUCCUGAAAUGCAAGAAAGCCCGGGCAAAGCGAUUGGCCGAGCAGGACGAGCUAGCGCACGCCAAUGGACCGGUGCACGUGGUACAGAUCGGUUCGAAUCUGUACGACAUUAUGUCCCUGCACCGGGACAACUACAGCGGAGUGUACAGCUGUCUCGAGCACGGUACGAUCGCCCAGCACCGGCAUCAGCGAGCUGCCACUACCAGCGUCACACACUCCAACUCGGCCUUCGUCGGUGACGAUGGUUCCAUCUAUCCUGGCAACGGCAUGGUGACCAUGGAACCGCCGCCAUCGUACGACGAAGUGAUACGACUUCCGGCCUACUAUCCCAAGGUGGAGACAUUCGUGCCGGAAAUGGUUGUGCCACCGCCGCCGCCGACGUCGGCGACAACAACGGCGAUUUCCAGUCCACGGACCGGAUCCCUUGCAGCCGUAUCGCACCAGUACCAUCAUCACCAACCGCACUACCACCAUCACCACCAUCAUCUGCAGUAUCAUCAUCAGCAACCAUCAACUCCGCCACCGGUCGUUGAGGUACCAUCGAUGGCACCGGCCAUCAUGCCCGAUGACGAGGGUCCGGUGCAAAUAGGACCGAGCGUGACCGAUGCGCCACCGCUCGAUACGAACGGAAACCGCAUUAAAAGUGUACCGGUUGGGGUGCACCAUUGCUCCACCAACAGCACUACUACUGCAGCUGCAGCCAGUGUACAGACGCCGGCCGUAGGCUCUUAAUGGAAGGUCGUGUUGUUCUUGCUGUUGCAGCAAACCGGACAAGUGCCUAGUGCCCCAACCAAAUGCGCGCUUCGUAAUCACGUAAAUGCACGCACGAACGCACGCACAAACGCGCGCGCACAUACACACGCAUAAACACUAUCAGCAGGUCGAUCAGUAUCAGUAUCCUUUAGUCGUGGAAGUGAAGUAUGGACUGUGCGCUGGUACUCACCCCCCCAACACAAGGCGCCAUCGCAAUGUGUUUAGCAUUAUUUAUUCCCGUAAGCUUAACGUUUCUUUACUUUUAUUUUAAGUUUACGAAGGGGGCCUACACCCUAGUCCUGCUGUUUUGAAGACGAAAUAUAGAA